AGGCGCCGGCAGUUGGUAGCGGUGGGCGGCCGGUGAGGGAUGGCGGGGCUGGCGUUCCUCUGCGCGGCGGCCCUGCUGCUGCUGGUGGCCGGCGGGGCCAUCCCGCCGCCGGAGGAGGCGGCCCGCAUGGCGCGCUUCGUGCUGCACAACUGCGACUGGGGCGCGCUGGCCACGCUGUCGGCGCAGGAGGGCCUGCGCGGCCAGCCCUUCGCCAACAUCUUCUCCCUCAGCGAUGGGCCCCCCGGGCCCUUGGGCGGCAGCGGUGUCCCCUACCUUUACCUGACCGACAUGGAGAUCUCCGUGCAGGAUCUAGAGAUCAACUCAAAUGCCUCCUUAACUGUGUCUUUGGCACAGACUCCUUACUGCAAGAAGCACAAAUAUGAUCCCCAGAAUCCUCUCUGUGCCCACAUAAUCUUCUGUGGGAGUAUUGUAAAGGUGAAUGAUUCAGAGGCGGGCUUAGCAAAAAAAGCAUUAUUCAGCCGCCACCCUGAAAUGGAAAGUUGGCCUAAGGAUCAUAAUUGGUUCUUUGCCAAGUUCAACAUCACCAAUAUUUGGGUCCUGGACUACUUUGGUGGAUUGAAAAUUGUGACGCCAGAAGAAUAUUACAGUGUCAAGCCUUAGUGGAAGAAGAUCCUUGGUGAUGCUGAAUUACUUUGGCUGUUUCAGAAAGAUUUAUUUUUUUCUGCGUAUUGUAGAGCUGAAUUAAUGAAGAAAAUAGUCAAACACAUUGCACUACUAAUGAGCUUCUGAAGCAAAUGUAAAUUCUCAUUAACCAGCACAGUUUGAAUCAUGUCAUACUCACAUACUUUGUGCAUAAGCCAUAACUAAAUUUUAUUCAUUGCACAUGAUUCUGGAAAGAUAUCUGUCUGUUGACAGUCUGCAUUCAGAAAUGCUGUGUUUACUGGUAACUUAAGGGUUAGUCCAGUUCUAAACCUUUCAAUGCCUUAGUUAAAUAACAUAUGUUUGUGAACACUCUCCAAUUUUAUUUUAUUUUUAAUACCAGUUUAGUUUGUAUUUUUGUGGCAAAGUACUACAGGAUGACUCAGUUGACUGUGUAAUGGAAAGCAUUGUUUGUAUUACAAUGGCAAAUAAUAUGCUGAGUUCCCAAAUUCUGUUAAGAAUUUUGUUUGCAUGAUAAUACACUCAGACAUUUCAGACAUUUUUCCAUUUUACUACCUAUAUUGAAUUUGCUAUAGAAUAUGAUUGUGUUUAUGCAAACUGUACGUAUACCUCAGGAUAAGUUCUUGAUAACUCUUCAGCUGGCAGUGGUUAUAUGCCCUGACUCUUUAAACGAAGCAGGGUUGUAAUAACUAAAGUUAUCUGACUUGUAUAAGAAGAGUAGUAUAAGUUUGUAUAAGGAAAUUAGUUCCUUGUAAAUUCAAUGAGAAUAUUGUAAAGAGUAAAUGUGUAUUGAUUAGAAAUCUGAAAUUUUCAGCUUUGCUAGUCUGAUCAAAUGGCAAUGUAAUAGCUAUUAUUACCUUCAUCAGUAGAACCAAGCAGAUUUUUGGUUUUGGAAGACUUAAGCAGCAGUUUUGGGUUAGUAAUCCAGAAGUGAAAAAGAAGCAAUAGAGUAUGACACAGAUGAUUCAUGACUUGUAGAGAAUGAAAAUUAAUGAAAAGUGUGCAUAAUUAAUUCUAUGUUAAAAUAAGCCACACACAACAACAAAAGAUAAAUCAACACAUUUUUGCAUCCUUUCUCAUCUCCCAUAUGCGAAACUCACAAAUAUCCAAAACAGAUUGUGAACAAUUAAGUUGUUUUUACAAUGAGCAAAUAUCACUUAGUUGACAGAGAAAAGAACGUGUGAAUUUAGACUCCUUAGAGGCAGAUACAUGUAUAGAACGGUGGAAUUGGUCAUAGCAUGUGAUCUCUACAUCUUCAUGUCGUUAUUAUAUCACUAGUUUUCUCAAAUACUGGAAUGAUUUGUGACAGUAUUUUUGAUGUAACUUACUAAGUUUUUGUUCUCCGCAAUGGGGAAAAAAGGUACUUGUUACUCUAUCAAACACAUUGUGUUCUACUACUUGAAAAUUAAUUUAGGAUCAAAAAAACUUACACUAUGGAAGCAAUUUAUGUUGAACAGAUAAGACUGACUUUAGGUAUAAAAUUGUAAAAUAUUUUUAUAUAAGGCAUAACAAUGGUGGAAACUCAAAUGAUCCUCUGGUAUGGACUUGAUCCUUUCCAUGGGGACACCUCAAUGCAUUACAUGUCACUCCAUAACUUAUGAUGUGUGAGACUGAUGAUGCUGGGCUUUUGUUAAAAUUAAAAUUAAGAUAUUUUUUGACAA
Messenger RNA from Calidris pugnax (ruff), 2282 nucleotides. It is a transcript of the gene CREG1, whose product is annotated as cellular repressor of E1A-stimulated genes 1. The coding region runs from base 40 to 621 and encodes 193 amino acids. NCBI's taxonomy places the organism in Eukaryota, Metazoa, Chordata, Aves, Charadriiformes, Scolopacidae. The record is from RefSeq and is a predicted model, not a curated record. The transcript is spliced from 4 exons.